CAUUAAUAACCAGGUGCGGACUGCUAGGUGCCAAUUUUUUUCCUUGAUAUUCAUACAUUCGUAGUUCCAAGUUGUUUCACCAAACGGGUGGUUGUGUUAAUAAUGCGGCCGUAAAAUUAGUAUUGUGUUUGUUCACAAUUCCUCAGUUUGUAAUUUUAUUUCGUUUAUUGUGAUUUUUUACCGUUUUAUCUAUACUAUUCAAAUAUUUAUUGUUUUGUGAAUGGUUUUUCAACUGGAUGCUGUAUUCAAUAUUAAUAACAAAUUAUAUUUAACAUUGAUGUUGCGUGACGUUGUUUUCUGCAAAUUUCUAAAACAUAAAAGUGAGUAUCUAACAGACGAAUUUUUCUACAAGAUAUGUUUACUAUGGAUUACACAUAUUAAAUAGUACUCAUAAUCAAUGGUUUUACUAAACACCGUUUUUUAGAGAAAAGGAGUACAAGAUGAUUUUAGCAUUAAAAAAUUAAAAAAUGAUUCAUGUGACAUAAAUUCUAGAAGUGAUAUUGAUUAUUUAGUAGAUUCUAAUGGUAUGCCAUGGGAUGAUUAUGAUGAAGAGUUAAUAAGUAUAUACAAUAAUACUCAAAUCGAAUCCCAUGAAAAUAUUACUGAAUAUUAUGAAGAAAAACACUUGCAAGCUGGAUCAAGCAGUAUGUUUGAAAAAUGUUUUACCUCUACAAAUUGUGGAACUAAAGAUUAUGGAAGUAAUAUCAAAAGUAAUGUUGAUAAGCUUUGCUUUAUUUCUGAUGAAUUAACUACAGAAUCAUACAAGAAUAACAAUAGUUCAAUAGCUAUUAUGAGAAAAAAGAAAGAACAUAUAAUCAAAUAUGAUACGAGCUCAACAGAAGAUGACAGUGAUGAUGAAUAUAAAAAAAAUAAUUUAUGCAAUUUGUCAAAAAGUUUUAAACUUAUAGAUACUCCAAGAGCAGCAGCAGUAAAAGCUACAGCAGCUAUUGCUAAACAUAGUUUAAAAAAAAAACGAUUAAAAAAUACCUCAGAAGAUGAAAAUGAAAGAAGGCCUAAGAUAAUAAAAGAGUGUAAAGGAUCGGAUGAAGAAGAGACAGAACUGAUAGAUUAUGGCAUUGAAUUGCCUGAAAAUUUUGUUAGCAUAUUUAUGGAAGAUCAACAUUUAGUUGUUGAUGAUCGUUUUAUAGCAUAUUUACCAGCUAAACCAUCAGUCUAUGACAUACUAUGUGAUUAUGCCAAAAAAAAAACAGUUGACUUAGAUGUUUUGAAUAUAGUAUUAGAUGCUUUUAAUCAAGCUGUGGCAGUAUGGUGUCUACGUCGUAUUGAAAAACUACAAUAUCAAGAAAUGAUAGAAAAGUAUCCAGGUCGUCCUAUGUGUCACAUUUAUGGUUUACCACAUUUAGUUAGAUUUAUCACUUGUCUACCAAAGUUAUUCUGCAUGAUGGCAAAAGAGACACCUACAUUUACUGGGUUUGUUACUGAGUUUAUAAAAGGAUUUUUAGACUAUAUGGUUGAAGAAUGCUAUCAAAUAAACCUCCACAAAGACUAUAUAAAUGUUUUGCCCGAAUAUUAUAGAAUGACCUAUUGCCCUAUUCGCAUUAAACGUUAAAAUACCUUAAAAUCUGUUCCAAAAUUUGGGUACCUUAACUUUAUUUUAUUUAUUAUUUUUUAUUUUUAUACUUCAUAUUACAACAAUAUAUAUAUAUAUUUAUUUAUUGUAUAUACAUACAAUAUAACUUUAUGUAUAAAAAUGAAAUUAAACUAAAAUUAAAGAUCAAAUUGUAACUUUUAAAACAUAUUUGAUUAUUAUGAUAAAUGUUUCUAUUAAGAUUCAAAAAUAUUCAUAAUAUAAUAAACUUAAAAUUCUUAACUAACCAUGAUUACAGAUUUCUAUAAAUACUAAAUUUUAUUUUUACAAAAAUUGAAAAACAUUCAUAAAAUGGAUAAUUAUUUAAAUUUAUUUUGAAAUAAGCCCACAAUUGUGUGAAUCAUUAGUAGUUAAAUUUAUAAUAUUAUCAGAUUUUUGAUAAAAUUAUAAAAUUGAGGUAGUUAUUAGUAAAUUAAGAUAAUUAUUACAAUUUUUUUUUCAUAAACUAUUAACAUGAAUUAUUAACUGACUCAUUCUAAUUGAUACAUAUAAAAAUCAAUUAGAAUGAGACUUUUUUUUAAGUGGAUAAAAACUUAAAAAAAUAAGUGUUUUUCAUUUAUCUCUGCUAUUUAGUGUGUAAAAAUAAAUUUCUAGUAAUUUAUAAAUCAUUUAUUAAAAAUUAUUUCUUAUUAUUGGAUAGUGAAUUUUUAAAAUGUUUGUUUUAAAUAAUACUUAAUUAGAAGAAAAUAAAAAUAAAAUUUUAGCUAGUGUUGUGUUUUAAUAAAAUAUUUUAGAUUUAUAAAUUUUUAAAUUAAAGAUUAUAACUACAAUUAUAAUCUUUUAACUAUAAUUAUAAUAAGUCAUCCAUGUUAUAUUUAUUUAUCAUAUUUAUUCGGAGAAGGCUUAAUGGAGUAUGCUAUUUAUGAACUUGAUUUAAACAUUAUGUGAAAUAAAUAUUAAACGUUUGCUACACAUAUUAAAAUUACUUCAUUAUACAAAUUAAUUUAGUCAUACAUUUUGGAUUAAAUUUUAGUUUAUCUUUUCUUUAUUUAUCUGUAAAUUUAAAAGUUAUUUUCUAUUUCUUUAUUAAACAUAAUUAUUUUUUAAAUUGAACAUUCAACUUAAAUUUUAAAUAUUUAUUUCUUAACUGUAAAUUCUAUUUCAUCAAUUAAUUAGUUUAUUUUUAAAAGUAUAGUACAGUUAUUUAUUGUAUCUUCAACAUAUAAAAUCAUUGUGGAAUAAUUAUACACAUCAUUCAAUUAUGAAAAAUGAAUUAUUAUCCUUGAAUAUAAAUAAAUUAACUUAAUUAUUUUUCUUUUUUUAUAUUAUCUUUCAUGGUUUUAUUACUAAUUAAUUUAUGAAAGAAUAGUAAAUAUCUUAACUUACAAAAGUAAAAUAAUUAUUUUAUUUUUAUUUUCAACAACAGAUUUUAUAAAUAAAUAACUAAUAUAAAGUUAAAAGUAUAAUGUAUAAAUAUUAAAUUUAUCAUAAAUGUAAUAGUUUUUUUUUUAAUAAUGUUUAUUAGCAAAUUUAUUGGACUUAUCCUGGAUCAACACAUCAUGAUGGUUAAGAUGAAUGUAAUAUACCCAUACAUAAUGUUAAAUUUUUGAUAUUUAAACAAAUUAUGUUUAAUUAAAUUAAUGAUUAAAUUUACCUUAAUGGUAGAAGAAAUAUUAAU
Daktulosphaira vitifoliae (grape phylloxera) is the source of this 3227-nucleotide messenger RNA. RefSeq names its product mortality factor 4-like protein 1. The coding region runs from base 527 to 1570 and encodes 347 amino acids. Gene Ontology annotation, biological process: regulation of DNA-templated transcription; chromatin organization. The record is from RefSeq and is a predicted model, not a curated record. The transcript is spliced from 11 exons. Gene Ontology annotation, cellular component: nucleus; NuA4 histone acetyltransferase complex; Rpd3S complex. Lineage: Eukaryota; Metazoa; Arthropoda; Insecta; Hemiptera; Phylloxeridae.